CACUUCUGCCAGGUACAGUACCUCACGCGCUGCCCAAUCUUGCAGCGCGCCGUAGGUACCGACGCUCAACUCGCCUCUCCUCCUGGUCUUGCUCACGCUUUCGUUCUCCCAGGCAUUCAAAACUAUGCCACAGCCCGCUGCUGCCAUCUCCCGCCUUUUCCCCCUCCCCCCAUCGAACAGCAUCAUCGCCAUAAUGUUCGAUUUCGUCCUCUGAAUCCGUCCCCAAGCGACUCUCUGAAGUCUGCUCUGGAUCGUGUACAUCUCCACUCUCCACGGCGUCUUGUCUUCAUCUUUGUUGUUGUUUUGAUCUUGGUAAUCUCCUCUCAAAAACUUGUUCCAACCUUACUCAAACCGUACCUCUCUCAGUCAGGCCGCAGCGGCAUUCACUUGCACUCUGCGACUUUUCACUCAGACUCACUCACUCUCUUUGCCGCCUGACGCUGCAAAGAGUCACACUUUGGCCUUGCCUACAAAUUCCAGCACAGCACUGCCUAGCUCCAGCCCAGCCGAGCCCAAGCCUAAAAGGUCGUCCACUUGAGGGACCAACCUUGCCUCCCCCGGCCUUCGCCCGCACCCGUCCCAUACUCUCUAGGCAAGGAUUAUUGCCUUCUAUCAGUGAGGUGAUUCCACGGAGAAGUGUCCUGUCUGCCACUCGAGUCACUCUUCGUGUCAGUCUCCGGACUCGCUGUAUUGCUCACUUGCCCGUGGCCUCUAUCACCAUCCCAUUUCCACUUUCACUCAUCUAUCAUCAUUUCCUUCCUGUUCGAUUCACUUGCUUCAACCACUUUUCUUUUGCCCCCCCUGUUACCGUUUCUCCGACUCUAUUUCUGUCACCUGUACGAUUUCCCCGUUCACUGUCAUUCCCCUGCCAGGCUGCAACCCGCUAUCAGUUCCUUCGCCACACUCACAGUGACGAACCUCCUGUUAGUCAUCCUUGUACCGAACCAGGCACAGGCUACCACCGCGCACACACUCUAAAACGCUCUCUCCGAGAUCGCCAGUUGGCUUACACCUGCCACACGCCCCCGCCGCUUUUGCUCAGAAUUGCCACCGUGCAAAACCAGAAGAGUCACAUCCCACCACGCAGGCUGCCACCGACUCAACGCCUCACUCGCCCCUUAGGCCACUUAAGCAAGAGUCACCCUCUUUCGGCCAUCUAAUAAACCCUUCACCACCUCUUUCAGGUCAUCUCAUCUUCAGCCACACCUUCAACAGUACCUUGCAUAAUCAACUAACACCGACUUGAUCUCUAUUAAUUCUCAACCUCCGAAAUCGAUUUCCACUAUUCGAUCGCCCUGAUGGUAGCCUUGUUCUAAGACUACCAUUCGCUUCCAACCUCACUCGAGAUUUGAAGCAUUGCCGCAAUGCCUGCUGAAAAAACAUAUCUUAUUCCUGUCGCCGUCUCCGCUUCGUCCUCCGGUCUCAUCGUUUGUGUUAUCAAGUCGCUUUUGCACUUUAUUGUCUAGAAGCUCUCUGAAAACACGACCAAGGAUAUACCUCGAAGCAGCACUUACACGCGCUGCAACGGAGUAUCGUUACUCGAUUUUGACCCGCGAAUUCAUCGGCAAACCACGACCUGAUUGGUGGCUUAGCCGUAGACGGCGACUGGACAACCCCCUGAAUUGAAUGCAGUUCAGGAUCCUUUUAUUCACUAUUCAACAUGAUGUGCGACGCAACCGUUUCGCCCGCUUAUAACCCCUCCUCCCAUUAUGCACCCUACAACAUCUCAAUAGCUUCUUCCGCUUCGACUUCUACUACUUCUGUUUGGUCCGACACCACCUCUCAGAUUUCCGACGACUCCUCUCUUUCCGCACACUCUUCCGACUCUGACUCUUGCGAUUCCUAUUUUUCGAGAAAGGCCGCCGUUGCUGAUUGCAGUCUGAACUUGCGGCGUCGUGUUCAAAAGACACAGACGGAAGCACUCCCCACUGAAUUACGCCAGAACCCUCGAAGAACUUCAAAUGCUCGCGCCGCGUGCCCUCCAGCCCUGGUCCGACAGUCUGACCGAAAAGUUAACUUUGUAGAUAGCCUUGUCGAUUCGUCGACACAUAUCGUUGAAGCCAUUUGGCCCCUCUCUUCUGUCGCCUGCCGAAACGAGCUUGGAAGUAGGGCCAUUCUUCCUCUGCGCACAUUCAUUCAAGAGACUUUGCGUCGGUCACGAACAAGCUACUCGACUCUGCAAGUUGCUCUCUAUUAUUUAAUUCUCAUCAAGCCCCAUGUGCCGAAGCACAACUUCACCAUGGAACAGCCUGAGGACCGACACGCCGACCGCGCCCUUCAGUGCGGUCGUCGUAUGUUCCUCGCGGCUCUGAUCCUUGCCUCAAAGUAUCUUCAGGAUAGAAACUAUUCUGCCCGGGCCUGGAGCAAGAUUUCGGGGCUUCACACUCAAGAGAUCAACCAGAACGAAAUCACUUUUCUCCACGCAGUCAAUUGGAAGAUGCAUAUCGUUGACGAGGUCUUCCAGCGAUGGACCGACAUAGUUCUCAAGUACACGCCUCCUCCGUCUGGCCCUCCUUCUCCCGGAGGUGUCUCCCAGAUUGUGUCCCAGCAGGUCGUAGAUUGGAAGCGAAUCAUCUUGGGCCUGAAUCCAGAGUUGACGAAUCUCGCCACAUUGAUUCCUGCGAAUCCUGCUAUUCCUAGGUCAAGUGAUCUUUGUGCUUUGUCUCCUCGCAGCAUUCUCAAUAUGCCCCAUCAAGCUCAGAUUUCAUGUGGCUAUGAAUCUGCGGAGGCCACACCAACUCCCAAGCCCUACAGUGCUCCUAUGGCUAUGGAACCAGCGGCUGUAGGAUACACCUGUAGCCGCGCGGCCCCUAGCCUGGGUAUGCUGCCAACUCCUCGACUUACCCCUCAGAGCAGUGGACUCUGCACUCCUGCAGCGAGUGCCGCUUCCCACAUGCUUAAUAAGUCUUCUGCGAUGGGUUUGGCCAUGGCUCAAGCCAACAAUGUGAAUACAUCUCAGUACCUCGAUCGUCUCCCUGCCGCCAUGACAUCGUCCCCUCAAGCCUAUUGUCCUACUCGUCGAUCUUCCCUUGCUACUUCAGUGUCAACAGCUUCCUCACCCGAAUCGAUGAUUUCGGACUCGUCGCGUUCCUCGCGCUCUUCUUCCAUCUCAUCUUCUUCAUCGCUUGUUAGCGCGACCCUCAGCUCUUCCAGGCUGGGUAUGCCGUCGCGAUUUCGAGCGUCGAAAUCAUGUAACGAGAGAUUGAGCCAGAAGCCGACAGUCCCUUCGGUUCCAGAGGAUUAUGAUGUGCACUGCGAUACGUCCUCUCCCGAGUCUUACACCGGCCCGGUUGGCAAGCUCGUGGACCUGUCUCUGGAAUCUUCCUUGGCGAGACGACAGCAGGAACUUGACGAUAUGGCUCGCGAUUCUGAUGCCGCCCGUGCUUUACAGGAGCUUCAUAAUUAUCGCGCAGCUGAGAUGGUGCCCGCAACAGCCCCUAGAAGUGGCACGAAGCGAACUAGAACCGCCUCUAUGGACAACUGCCUUCAGGAGAACGUUCGCGAGAUCCUUGGUGGUCGUUAUUCUACCCAGCAUUCUGUCUGGCCUGAUACGUUGGUUCGCACUCGAGGCAUUACCUCCGAGUCGAAUCUCCAGAUCCCCGUCCGUCCUAGCUUGCCUGGCACCGGCAAGCGAGUCUGCUGCUCUGCCGAAGCGGCUCAGGGCUACGAAGUUUCGUCUGUCCAUCCUGCUAUCGGCCUUCGGGGACCUGGUUUGUUGGAGGGUAUUCUCAACUAAACCCUAUCACACGUUGGUGACGAUAUUCUCUGUUUCCAACUUGAUACCCUGUCGAUUAUAGAUAAGCUAUACACGACUUGAAAGUCAAGAAAUAAUGUCGAAUCAAGAAAAUUCUCUUUGUUAAAUAUAUUGAUGUGGUGGGUGGAAGAAAUGGAGUCUUUUGCCAAAAGGCCUUUGAUACCACAUAUUUGAGAGAUCACAGUUAUGCUGUAUAAGCAUCUGCUGUUCUCUCAACUUUGGGCCGAAAAGCGUGUUCAUUUGCCUGCAUGUCUGGGAUGGGCUACGGAGAAAGAGUGAUGGCGGCGACUGUCUGUUUAACAAGGGGCCGUUCGGUGGUGAAGAGUACAUAUCUUGUAUGACUAGGACGACGCUGCCUUUUUUUGUUUUGUACUUGUUACUUAUUUGGCUUUACUUCGUUUGCUGCCAAGGUCUCAGAAGUGGACUUUAUGGCACUGAAAAAAAGUAUUGCACGGCAAAGAGGAGCGACGAGAAGGUUAAGGAAGGUAAUAGGUUUGAUUUGCUAUCAAAACCGAGCAGACAAACCCGGUCACCCAAGAAUAACGACCCCGGCGUCAAAGAAGGAAUCUGCAAGGUAAUCGGUUUUGGAUCAACUGGAGUUCAAUUUGCCUUUUCCCUGCAAUCAAGACAUCCAAAGACCGCAUAAUGUCUUCGGAAACAGCCAAAGCUUGAAUCCACUCGACCUCGUCAAAGGCAGACUUUGGGAACUCAGAAGGCAAACAAACCAAUCGAUUUCGGAAGCGGACUCGAGCAAAGGAGUCCCAAGAAUGAUCUGAAUUGAGGAGAGCGAUGACGCUAUGGCGAAAUCUAAUAGCUAGCUUGAAACAGUCCUCACAAUAGUGGACUCGUGGCAGUCAUUUCCAUUCCCUUAUGGAACCAAUUUUCGGAUAGGAGAAGGACGCACGAGCAAAGCAAGACAAGCACGAAAUCAAAAGCAUUAUGCUGGAACACUAAAUUGCCUCCGCUUUUCACGCAACUGAAGCGAACCACUCAUCAUUUGUGACUACGUGAUGCGCCAGAAUCGAAUUUAGACAAACAUCUGCAUGCCGAUCCGGACUAUUGAAGCCUGAGGAAGCUCGGAGAAUGAGAUUCGAGAACUGGAGUAGGUAAGGCAUGAUUCUUACCAUAAAACUACACCUGGAGAAUAUGUUUAAUUCAUCCCAGGUUGUCUGGUCUGUGCAUGACCGAAUUGCAGUCACACUCCCACGCAAUUCACCCUGGAGAAUUUCUUCACUCGGAAUUUCCAGGAACGCCCUCAACCACGGCCGUGAAAUCCCGGAAUCGCGUGGUCUAUUGGUGCUAACGGCGUGAGUCAUAUCCCAACUCGCUUGGCACAGACUUGAUGGUAUGUUACCUUGUCUAUCCCUGUCUUUGAGCUCUUUUCCUCACGCGCGGUGUAAGUGGCAUCAUCAGCAAGUCGUGUGUGUGUGUGUUUGUUACGUACAGGGCUUGGCUUUGGUUGUUAUCGCUACGGGAACAUCGUGAAGUUUAGUGCUACAAACAAGAUAGGCCGUUGGCUGAGGUGGAGAUGAAAGAAGUCUUUCAUUGGCAAAGCGAUAUUGGAGGUAAGUUUGCGAUGAAGUAAGUCUUGUUGAGUUUAAGGUGUUGACGUACGUGAUAUUUUGCCCGUGUUGUUGCCUUACGCUUCAUUUCUUGUUCAUGGUGUUGAGGCUUUCCACGACGUUUGGUCCUUUCGUUCAAAACUCAAACCAUAUCAAGCCUGGUGACAGUUUAUAACAAGGUAUAUCCUGAUUACUCUAGGGAGGUCUAUGAUAUACACCAAUAUACUUCUAAUCAUGAUGAACUCGAUUCCUUAUUUUGAGGCGUGAUGGCCCCGCGACUGCCAGGCCUGACGAGCCUCAGGGGCGUCGGGGUUUUGUGCAGGUGAUAUGGUGCACGAUGAGCCAUUAUGAGUUCACACGAAUCCUGCUGAGCCCUAGUGCGACAACCUUCACUGCCAUUGUGCCCUGACUCUGAUGUUGGCUGAAGCCAACUAGGUUACGAUAUAUGUCGGCGAGCUGAAUGUGGUAGCCCGAAGUGACAGUGCUUACCCAAUAGUCUUGCGGGUGCAGAUUUGGACAUGAGGGGAACAACCGGGAGGCAUUGCUGUCUCUUUGGCCAAGAAAGAAGACUACCAGCCGUUAUUUCGGGGAGCUUGAAGUGCCAAAGCCAUCGUGAAACAUCCCUAUCGUACCAUAGACCUGUCGAAGUAUCUCUUUUGAGAUGACACUAUCAGCACCCCAUUUCAGCCGUUGAUCAAUGCGUCUUCUUUGCUCUCUGGCAAUAUCUCUCGGUAGACCCUGACACAGUGCAGUGAGAUCAAUCAAAUUUGUGAUGAAGACAUUGGGCUCUGGUGCGUCGAUAAAUGCGUUACGAAGACAGUCCAGCUGAAUCUCCCACGAUCUAUCAUGCUCUUCUAGGCCAUAGACUAGCCCACCCCUUCGAAGCCAGAACAGGAGGCGUAGGUUCUUCUCGUCCCAUGGACCGGUGAUGAGGAUUGUAGGAACGCGUACCUUUGGAUGAACAUCACAGCCACCCCAUGAUCCCACCCUUUCGAAAGGUUUCCAGGACAGAACCUCCUGAUAAUCAGCUUCAAAACACUCCUGCGAGUUGAAGUGCCCUACGCCACCUUCGAAAUGAUGGCUGUGACCAUAAAUAAAGGGGUCACCGUCAUCAUCCAACCGAGGAAGAUAAUGACGAUAAUGUUGGUCUCUGGCGUAUUUUUCUACCCAGGUCUGUUGCGCCUGGAGAAUGAAUUCUGCAGUGAUCCAAGG
Molecule: messenger RNA, 6528 nt
Organism: Fusarium odoratissimum NRRL 54006
Lineage: Eukaryota; Fungi; Ascomycota; Sordariomycetes; Hypocreales; Nectriaceae
Exons: 2
Coding region: 1661-3736 (691 amino acids)
Biological process (GO): regulation of cyclin-dependent protein serine/threonine kinase activity
Cellular component (GO): cyclin-dependent protein kinase holoenzyme complex; nucleus
Molecular function (GO): cyclin-dependent protein serine/threonine kinase regulator activity; protein kinase binding
Source: RefSeq, a predicted model, not a curated record